AAAAAAACUUUCCUAAUUUUAAUUUUCUACAUAUACUACUAUAAAUUCACACCAAGACAAAAUAAAAAAAAAAUUGAUAAAAAAAAUAAAAAUAAAAUUAAAGUCAUCAUCAAGUGAAAAAAAGAAAGGGUUUUUGAAGUCCCUAAAAUCAGCCUCACAGCCUCUCUUCUCUUCCUUUUUCCCCUGUCUCUCUCUCUCCUCCCCGUAGAGAGAGAAAAUUCCCCCAAACCAAAACCCUUUUUCCUUCAAAUUUCUUCAAUUUUCUCUCUCCUCUUAUCUAUCUAUCAAUUCAAUCUAUUCUAUUUAUCCCCUUUUUUUGUUAUCUUCAUCAGAUUCGUCGAAUCUUCAAUCCGCCGGAAAAUCCCUUUUUCCGACGUUUUUCAAUUCUUUGAAACCCUAAUUUUCUUCGCCGUUUCGCGUUUCGUGUAGCUAGCUGAGUUAUGCCGGCUGACCAGACCGUUAUUAGCUUAAGACCUGGUGGUGGUGGAGGCAAUCGAGGCCCUCGAUUUCUCGGACCCCGAUUUGAUUCUUCUUCUUCAUCGUCUUCAUCUGCUGCUGCUGCUUCUUCUGAUAAUCAGCUUCUUCGUCCUCAUGGCGGCGCUUCGCUUAAGUUUGGAGAUGCUCGAUUUGAGGGUCGUGAACGAGUCCGCUACACUCGAGAUCAGCUCUUGCAACUCAGAGAGGUGGCGGUGGUUCCUGAGGAAAUCCUAAUUGUGAAAAGAGAAGUCGAUUCUGAGCUGCUUGGUGAAGAGCAGAGUUGGAAUCGUGCUGAAGUCAUUCCUCCAAGCCAACCAACACCCCGUUAUUCUGAGCCUGAUAACCGGGAUUGGCGCACUCGCUCUACUCAGGUACCUGCCCCUGCAGAGGAGAGGUCAUGGGAGACGAUAAAAGACAGAGAAUUUGUCAACAGGGGCCCAGAUUUUAAUCGCCAGGAUCAAUUUAACUCACAGUUUGCAAGGGCAAAUAUUUCCUCGGGCCAAGGGGGUCCAACUCCAGCUCUGAUUAAGGCUGAGGUGCCAUGGUCUGUUAGAAGAGGCACCCUCUCUGAUAAUGACCGUGUUUUGAAGACUGUGAAAGGUAUUCUCAACAAGCUCACACCUGAGAAGUAUGAUCUCCUCAAGGAUCAACUAAUCGACUCUGGUAUCACAUCAGCUGAGAUCCUAAAGGGUGUUAUUUCUUUGAUAUUUGACAAAGCUGUUCUGGAGCCUACAUUCUGCCAAAUGUAUGCAAAGUUAUGUUCUGAUCUGAAUGAAAAACUUCCUCCAUUCCCAGCAGAGGAAGCUGGUGGAAAAGAAGUCACUUUCAAGCGUAUUCUCUUGAACAAUUGCCAAGAGGCAUUUGAAGGUGCCGACAAUUUAAGAGCUGAACUAAGGCUGAUGACAAGCCCUGAACAAGAAGCUGAACGUCGAGAUAAGGAAAAAAUGGUUAAACUCCGUACUCUUGGAAACAUACGUCUUAUUGGUGAACUUUUGAAGCAGAAAAUGGUACCUGAAAAGAUUGUGCAUCAUAUUGUACAGGAGCUUUUAGGUCCUGACAAUAAAACAUGUCCAGAAGAGGAAAAUGUUGAGGCCAUAUGCCACUUUUUCAAUACCAUUGGUAAGCAGCUUGAUGAAAACCCCAAGUCACGGCGUAUUAAUGAUGUUUAUAUGGCUCGGUUGAAGGAGCUGAGCACGAACAGCCAACUUGUCCCUCGUUUGCGUUUCAUGGCCCGUGAUGUUCUAGAUAUGCGAUCUAACAAUUGGGUUCCUAGGCGUGAAGAGGUCAAAGCCAAAACCAUUACUGAAAUCCAUACCGAGGCAGAGAAAAACCUUGGCUUGCGCCCUGGUGCUACUGCAGGCAUGCGGAAUGCGCGUGGUAUACUUCCUUCUCAAGGAAACAUUGGUCCAGGAGGAUUCCCUGUUAAUCGCCCUGGCACUGGGGGUAUGAUGCCUGGGAUGCCCGGCAUGCGGAAGAUGCCUGGAAUGCCAGGAAUGGACAAUGACAAUUGGGAAGUUCAAAGGAAUAGGUCAAUGCCAAGGGGAGUUGAUGCGUCUGCAUCCUCUUCAGGAGGGCGCUUCCAGUCAUCAUUGGUUGGCAAAACAACACCAAUGAACCCAAACCUCUUACCUCAGGGAAGUGGUGGUGUCAUUAGUGGUAAAACUAGUGCCCUACUGCAAGGAAGUGGUCCACCUGCCCGUCAACCAAGCUUUGGCUCAGGUAUGGAGCCCACUAGCCAAAUUUCCAAGGCCAAGCCCACCCCAGCUGAACCAGCAGCUCCAGUUGAGAAACCUGCUGCUGCUGCUACCAAUGUCAAGCCUGAGGAACUUAAAAGAAAGACUCUCUCUCUCCUUGAGGAAUACUUUAGUGUCCGCCUGUUGGAUGAGGCGCUACAAUGCGUCCAGGAGCUCAAAUCACCAUCUUAUCACAGCGAAAUUGUGAGGGAGGCAAUUAAUUUGGGAUUGGAUAAGAACCCCCCUCGUGUUGAGCAGGUUGCAAAGCUCUUAGAGUACCUGUUUUCCAAGGGAGUUUUCACUGCUAGUGAUAUAAGCACAGGUUGCUUGCUCUACGGUGCAAUGAUCGAUGAUAUAGCUAUUGACCUUCCCAAGGCUCCCAAUAAUUUUGGCGAGAUCAUGGGUAAGCUAAUUUUGGCUGGGGGAUUGAACUUCAGUGUAGUGAAAGAAGUCCUGCAUAAAGUAGAAGAUGAUAUAUUCCGGAAACCUAUAUUCGUUGCCACCGAGAGGGUGGUCGGACAAGGAGUUUUGGAAGCACAAGCUGCUGAUGUUGAAGCAUGCAGAGCCCUUCUCUGAAUGCCGGUUGGUUGUUCUUUUUCCCCCCUUUACAGUAGUACUUGAAAUUCAAUGUAGUCCACCGCAAUUAUCCAACGUUUUUCCUAUGAUUACAUUUUUGUUUUAUGCUUUUCACAAUUCCUCCCAUGUUUGAGGUCAGUACCCAUGUAUUACUAUAUACUGAGUUGGAGCAGUGAGGAUCUGGGUUUUUCUUUUAAUUGGCUGUAUAUUUUGCUCCAAAGGACUAAGGUCAUACUUGUAGGUUUUUUUCCAUUUUUUUUAAAUGUUUAUUUUUUGGGAUAUUUUUUUGGUCUAGAAGCUUAAACAUAAUGCCAUGGAUUUUGCUGUCAGGCAUGGCUGGAUUAUGUGUAAUUUUCACAUUUGGAUGGUUUGUCCUUGUGAAGGACUGAGUUUGUUCUGUAUUCGGUUACUUUCUGAAUUUUGUGAUAUCCUGACUUGGACAAGUUUUUGUUCUUAA
Chenopodium quinoa (quinoa) is the source of this 3243-nucleotide messenger RNA. Its product is annotated as eukaryotic translation initiation factor-like. The record is from RefSeq and is a predicted model, not a curated record. The coding region runs from base 441 to 2786 and encodes 781 amino acids. Gene Ontology annotation, molecular function: translation initiation factor activity; protein binding; mRNA binding. NCBI's taxonomy places the organism in Eukaryota, Viridiplantae, Streptophyta, Magnoliopsida, Caryophyllales, Amaranthaceae. Gene Ontology annotation, cellular component: eukaryotic translation initiation factor 4F complex. The transcript has 9 exons.